UGGUGGAGACUGGCUCCUAGCAAGUCCCAGUUGUGGGUAAAGUCUUCAAAUUGCUUGCUUCAAGCUAAAAACGUUGAUUUUUAUUCCAUCUGCCUGUAUUGUAAGUAGCCUGGAAUGAGUGAGAGAUCGUGUGAAUAAGUAUAUAUAUGAGAGCUGUGUCUAGGUCAUCAGACGGGACUAGCUACAGUGAGCCUGCCUGCCUGCCUGCACAGGGGAGGAGGGAAUAUCUUUACGAAUCUCUGUCUUCUCACUUUCAUUGUCUUGGGCGUUGCUAACAGUCGGCAGGAGUUUUUCUCAUCGCCACUGGCUGGCAGUGUGUAUGAGCACCUCAUUAUGCCAGCAAGGAAGCUUUUACUUACAUCCUCCAGCACUUUCCAGUUUGCUUCUCAUUAACAGACGACAUUUACCGAUUUAGCCAGCAAUUGAGUUCAGAACAGCCCGGCUGGGAUUUGCUUUUGUGUUCAUGUUGGACGUGACAUUAUUGUGAGCUUUUGUCCGCUUCUCCCUUCAACAAAUGACACAUAAAAGUUGGACAGAUUUGGCCCUAGUGUUUUUCCUGUGUUGCAAGUUGAAUGUACAAGGCACAGAUGUGAGAAAAUUUCACAGAUGAGAAUUAUGUGACAUUGCUGACGUCCACCACUUAACUGUUGUCGUGGAUGUACUAUGAAAGACUUUUGGAAAUCAUUUCAUUGAAAUUUUGACAAAGAUUUUCAUGACUCAUCCUGCAGGAUCCAGUUAAUUAAUCUGAGCAGUUGCAUCAUCUGUUAGAUUGACUGCUUGUUUACUGGUGAACAAUUUCAUUGAGAAUCAUUUUAGGAGGCUCGGUGGACAUUUUACGUAAGGCCUAGUAUGUGUCAGUGAAGUAACUCAAUCAAAAGUUGAAAAGUAAGUGGUAGGAUAUGUCGGUGCUUGGUAGCGGGGGUGAUCGGAAGUGACACGGAAAAGAGGAAACAGACUACCGGUCAACACAUGAGACCUGAUAGAUUGUGCCGAUGUGUGUGUAGCCUUGAGACACCAGCAAUCAGAUGCAAAGUGCCACUGACCCCUUGGGGAUAAGUGCUUGCUAAUUCUAGUGUCCACUUGACCAGUUGAUAGCUAUUACAUCACUGGUCCCUGGGAUAACGGAUUAAUCAGAGAGAUCACAAGCCUUUUGUUGCAUAGUUUAUAGCUCCGUUAUUGUUGCAAUGGUGAUAUGCACUUGAAGGAUAGUUCUCAUCCCAUGGUGUUUUAUCAUAUGGAUAAGGUGCAUUCUGAAGCUGAUUGUCUCAGUUUGGAAAAGACACCAGUGAUGUUGACAAGUUGAAUUCAUACGCUCCUCGGAUUGUUCAGGGUUGAUACUGACAUAUUUUCUGUUUACUUCGGUGCUAUUUUGCUUAGCUAGAUCACAGCUGCCUUUGGACUGACAGAAACAGGUUAUUUUCUCAAUGAAGUGUACAGACCCCUGUCAGCAAGCUGUCUCCCCUACACCUAAAGUCAUGUGUAGUUUGUGUAUAGAGGAAUAUACCGGCUAUGGCCCAGCAACUGUGAGGAUGGUGUCCAACAACGGCCCACCAUUACCGAUGCCAAUGCAGGUGCCGCCUGGUCACAUGGUGCAACAAAUAGUUGAUGAAUACGGAAUUUUAACACAUGUCAUCCUAUCUCCACAACCUCCAGUUCCUGGAAGCCCAAUGACGGGAGGACCAAACAGUGCAUCCCAGUAUUACCCCAACCCAUACGGGCCUCACUACACAACCCACCCCCAGUACACCACCCACCCACCUCACCACCACCCACAUGCGGUCCCCCCUCACAUGCACUCUGGGAUGCCCCACAUACAAACCCCACCCCAACACAAUCACUGUAACACCCAUGCACCGGUCCACUCCUCAGGACCAAGCCCCCCUGUCAAUUCACCAGAAGAUCGGAACAUGCGACAGAGAUCAAAAGUAAGGAAGAAACUGGAGAGGAGGAGGACGGAUGGCUACUACCAGCAGACCCGCCCACCCACAAGGCGGAGAGGAAACCCAGGGGUGAACGGAGAGGUCCAUACAAGCAACAGUGUGUCUAACAUGUCCACAUCAGAAAACGGGCCCACAGAAUCAGAGGAAGAUAAUUCCUUAGUCAUACAGGGUCUCUCAAAUAUGUCCCCUCCCAAGGUGACCGAUAUUGAGGCGAGAAGUGCCUUGAUACAAAUAUCCCCCCCAGAAGUAGAAAGUAGUGACAUUGAGCUUGACCAGUCCGAUUUUAAAUAUGAAUUACUCCUCUCAGAUAAGGGCCGUGAUACAAAAUACAAACCUGUCUAUAAGGGAGAUGCCACAGAAAUAACAUUAAAAGAUCUGAAACCUGCAACGGAGUAUCACUUACGGGUUUGCACUAUACUCCAUGAUGACCUCAAAGGUAACCAGACAGACAGCGUGAGCUUCCGCACAGCUUUCUGUGAACCGGAGGCUCCUCAACCGCCAAAACUUGUGUCAAAGACGAGAAAUAAUAUACAGCUGAAGUGGGCUGCUACCUGUGAAAAUGGAUCAAAGAUAUCAACAUACACGCUAGAGUAUGAUCAGGGUAAUCGGGAUGGGAAUUUUGUUGAGAUCUACAAUGGUCUUCAACGUCAAUAUCGUGUGAAUAAACUUCAAGCUUCCACAAGGUACACAUUUAGGCUUGCGGCAAUCAACAGUAUAGGGAAGAGCCCGUUCAGCGAGCCCGUGAGCUUCUACACGAGCGGGAGCAUACCAUCCCAACCUGACCCUCCGAUGUUGUCCGAACCCUUUGUCUAUGCUCUCACAGUGUCAUGGAUCAAGAGGCCAAAUGAUGAUGAGUUUUUAUUACAAAUGGAAGAUGAAGCUACGGGUCAUGGUUUUUUGCCUGCUUACAAUGGUCCAAACCUUUCAUGUACAAUAAGGAAUCUUAGAAGGAAUACUGAGUACAAAUUCAAGCUAGCUGCCAAAAAUGAUGAAGGUCAAAGCAAGUGGAGUGAUAUAGUGGCCCACAAGACACUACCGGAGCGCCCCACUGCUCCACCUAAACCACAGAUCAAGGGAAAGAUAUUUGCUCACAGCUUCAGGGUCAUAUGGGAUCCACCUGGUGACUCGGGAGGUUCAGAAAUCACCAAGUUUGUUCUUGAACUGGAUGAUGGCGAAGGUUAUGACAUAGUCUAUGAGGGGUCGGAGAGGGAGCACAUGUUUGAUCAUCUCGUCCCCGGCCACACAUAUCGCGUGAGGGUCGCGUGCUACAGUUUAGGGGGUAGGAGUGAGUUUUCUGACUGUUGUAUGGCAAUUACACAACCAGUAUGUCCAGGACAGAGUCACCCUCCGAAACUGCAGGGCAAACCUAAAGCAACAUCCUUACAUCUCCGAUGGAGCUAUCCUAGCUAUGAUGGUGGUUCUUCUGUGACGUCCUACGCAGCUCAAAUGAUCACACCGGAUAACACCACCAGGGAGGUGUACAGGGGACAUGACCUCGACUGCAUCGUGGCAGGGUUGUCCCCAGGAAGACCAUAUCUCUUUCAAGUCAGAGCUUUCAAUAGGGCAGGGGGUGGGCCAUGGUCCGACCCCCUGGAAGUGGUGAGUGGAGCGGGAGUCCCCGACCCGCCCAAGGCACCCCAGGUUAACUGUCGCUCACCACACAGUGCAAUAAUCUCAUGGGAAGAGCCCUUCAACAACGGUGCUAUGAUUUCAGACUAUAGGCUGGAGUGGCAGCAGAGGGCUGACAACAAUGAGUUCUCUCAGUUAUACUUGGGUCCAAAUUUGAGUUACGAGGUGAAGGGUCUGACACCAGCAACACUGUACUCCUUCAGGGUUCAGGCAAUCAACAGUGCUGGUUCUGGCCUCUACUCCUCGUCCUCCUCGUGCGUCACACCUCCGUCUAGUCCAGCGUCCAUUGUUGCAAUCAAACCUUACAUCACAGCCACAUCUAUCAUGCUCAUGUGGCGGGAGCCCCAUAAUAACGGCAGUGACAUCAUCUCAUACAAUAUUGACAUUGGUGAAAAACAGCUCCUCACCAUCGAGCCUGUCACAGAAUACACGAUAGAAGACCUCCUGCCAGAGACUACAUACAGAAUUCGCAUCCAGGCCGUCAACAGCAUUGGGGUGGGAGCUUUCAGUACCCCGGUUAAAGUAACAACUAAAGCUUUGCCUCCAAAUCCCCCGAAGAUUGAGUGUGUCAAUGUAGCCCCCAACAGCCUCAAGCUGAAGUGGGGUGAUGGUCGCAAUCCAGACAUGAUCACUUAUCAUCUGGAGAUGGAGAAGGACGAUGGAAGUUUCCAAACCGUGUACAGUGGCCCUGCUCACAAUCACAAAGUGAACCGCCUGACAGAGCUGACGAGCUAUGAGUUCCGCAUCUACGCGUGCAAUGAGGCUGGACAAGGACCUGACUCCGACACUUAUACGUUCUCCACCACGAAAGCACCCCCGCCUGCAAUGCAAACACCGGCAGUGAGCAAGUUGAGCCUGACUAGCUGUGUUGUGGAGUGGCAGAGUUGCCGGCAGAUGGGCAGUGACACCAUCGUGUACCUCGUGCAGGUACAGAGGGUGGACAGCCACGACCACGAGUACAAACAGGUUUAUCGGGGACCAAACACGCAGUUCUUCAUAGAAAACUUGCAGCCAAAGUCGGAUUACCAUGUGCGCGUGUGUGCUAUUCGACAAUGUGACAGUGGACUCGGUGACAUAAUGGGUGCAUUUAGCCAAGGCAGGAGCUUCUCCACACUGAGUCCGCAACCCACCAAACAGGCCACAACUAGAGUCGAGAAUAACAGCAAACUAGCCGAGCCAAAGCCACUGACUGACCAGCAAUGGGCAACCAUUAUUUUUGUAGGCUUUGUGAUCGUAGCCUUCGUCAUUGCCUUUGUGACACAACAAGUGAUAAACAUGAGGCAUUCGAGCCGCUGAUGCUUGUUGUGGAACACAUGAAGAGGCAUAUGUAUAUGUUUCCCGGAGAGAGGAUCCUAACUGUGGUAUAGCUGAUGACCGGCAUCGUGUAGGGAACCAGCAGGCCCGACUGUUUCACAGAAUUUCAUCAUGUUUCAUUGAAAAGAAUUUGCUUCAAGUUUAGUGCUAACAGAGAAAAGAAAGUCGGAAGAGUAUAUUCAUGUAAAUCUCUAUAAGUGGUCGAGAGAAAAGGGAUCAGUACUAUGCCAUGGCACACACGAGAUGAAGAUAAUCAUUUGUUCAUGCCACUGAUAAUACCUGUUGCAUAACGAGAGACAUGACAGGCAGACUGCUUAGAUUUGAGAUGUGCUCCUAGAAUGAAGGGUCCAAAAUAUGCGUGUCUAGUGACAUUGCUUGCUCUGCGAGCUACAGUUCGUGAGGGGGGAACUAAUGGUGGGAGGAACUAUUGUGUAUAAUAUCCUGGGAUGUCGCCACUUUAUGCCAGCUGCUCAAGUGCUUAAACUCAAAGUCCAAAACGCAUCCCAAAGGUGGAAGCAUUUGGACUGCAGGGGCAUGAGCAGCCGAAUCUUGAGGACAAAUUGUUUCAAGAUGUUGUCGUUCGGUCAUUCAAUGUUGUUAAUUUUUGACUGUAUGUCGGCUGACUUGUGACACUUGCUGGUCUGAAACUUCGACCUAAAGCUGCUUUACGUAUCUGGGGAAAUAGGAAUUUCUUCCAUGACAUUGAAGGUGUUAUUAAUGACAGCGAUUCCUCAGUGGUCUACUGCUAUUCUGAUUGUUUUUGUUGUUGAGAACUGCAUGGUGUUAUACCGAUCUGCAUUUACAUUUCAUCAAAAGUUACACAUGAAAAUAAAUGGAUUUUUAUGUACAUAAUUAGAGAUGCCAAGAUAAUUUUAGCCACUUCCUGUUUCCAUCUGCUUGUAUUAUGUGUUGGGGGGUAUCUUUCCUACACAUGUGUGUACAAUGUAUAUUAUCCAAACAAGUAAUUUUAUUUUUGUCCUACUCACUUGUUAGAGAGAUAAUGUGUUCACAAGCUAGUCAUUCUAAUAUUCUUGUUAUAUGGUGGUCCGAGCCCCAAAAUAUGGCUGCCGUUAUUGUACAGAUCAACAAAUACUUAUUUUCAUUCUAAACUAUAAUUGUAUGUAUGUACGUAAGUAUGUUAUGUGUGCAUGUGUAUCAGCGAGACUCAUCGGUCUAAUUGCUUAAUUCACAAGAAAAAAAAUCUGUCAAAAACAUCUCAAUGUUCUCACAAUUUUGCAAAGCAUUGGAUGUGUUCAAAUGGUGCUGUACUAUUUCUGUAGCUGACAAUACAAAAUCAUACCUUAUGAGGAAGGCUCUGACUCGGGUGAGUAGGCAUUGGAUCGUUGACCGGUGGUGGACGGGUCAAGCAGAUGCAGGUCGCCCAAGCCCUGGGAUGGCCAGGUCAUCGACCUGGGCGUACAGCAACUUGGGUCAGGGCUCUGCUUGCCCUGUUCAGUCAUGAAGGCAUUGUGUAACUAAAUCAAGUAACACAGUGGAUAUUUUAUGCUUAAUAUCUGUGGGUAUAAAGUCGGUGUCACCACUAGGCUCUUGUUUUAUUUUAAUGUAGAGUUGUAUAGCUUUAUUGGUACUUUCCUUGUUGAAUUUUAAUAAUGCAAACUGCUUAAACCAGAUCCCCUGUGUCGGCAUGAAGCUCCUGGUUAACAAUCAAGCAUGCAUCAUUCUAAUUCCCCUAGGAAGGUUGAUUAGAAAUGUGCAUGUGACAUCUUGUUGACAAAUAUUACUGUUGUCUGACAUAAAAGGAACAGAACUGUUACCAUGGUGAUCUGUCAUUUGAUCCAUCUUCAUAGGGAGGGUUCCAUUAUGUCAUUGAAGAAUCUACUUAUUCAGCUUAACAGAGUACUGGGUUUCUGCCACAAGGCCUCCUCUUCAGUCAGUGGGUUAGUCAGAUGUGGAUUUAUGACUUCAAACUCAUCAGUCACUUUGAUAGGGACCAAAGGAAUAUAUAUAUAUAUAUACACAGCAGGAAUUGGGUGACAUUUAUUUGGUAUUUUUUCCAUGUUAGUGGUCAUUCCUGUUAAGUCAUAGAAGAAAUGGAAUGAAGACUUGUUUCUCACUUGAAUGUGAUUAAAAUUUUAAAAGUGAGAACACAAUUAAUGUGAAAAAAUGACAAAUGAAUCAUUGCUAUGGACUUUGACUGAAGAGGUCGACUUACGGAAAUCUUAUUUUGUUAAGAGGGAGUACACGAAUUUUUAGAGGUUUCAAACUGGUAUGCCAUCCCCUGGAAGGAUGUUUUAACUGAUGAAUCUCUUUUAACAAUGCAGCAAUUGUGUUAAAUUAUUGUGAUAUUGUGUUGUAAAUUAUCAGUUCAUGGUUUCAUCUCAUGCUUUCGUUAUGGCAUGGCUAUUGUACAUAAUCACUGAUAUUAUUUUUUAUCAUUAAAUACAUGGUGAUACAUUCUCAAAUAACCAUAAGUUUUUGUUAACCAUUCUUGUUCUAUACAUCCAUACACUGAGACUUUUCGUUAUGUACUUACAUAAGUCUUUUGCAUGCCUUGCCACUGUAGUAUUUUCAGAUUUGCCUGAUGUUUUCAUUGUUGAACUAAGUCUGUAAUACAAGGAAUAGGAAAGGUAAACAAAACGCAUUAUCAUUUGGAUGUUGAUAAAGUUAUCUCUCCUGUAUUGUGACCAAAGAAGAAAACACUGACCAAACCCAUGAGAUGUGAUUGAACACACUGAUCUACCAGAUCAGAAUCUAGUCAUGAAAAUGUCAAAAUACUAACCUUCCCCUCCUACAUCCAAGUGUACAUACAAAUCAUGAAUGUUCAGACAAGCCUUGCAGCAUAUGUAAUCCCAUUCAGGUUCAGAGGCAUGUAUUUCCUUGCCAUUGAAGGCUUACGUGUAUUAUUAUUUGUAAAUGCCAUAUAUAUUGUAUUAUCACCUGCAUCAUAAGCACAUUGUUCAUAUAACAGUUUCAAAGCAAGUAUUUACUUUGAUAUUGUUAGUUUGUUUAGAUUAUGAAGAAUAAACAUUUCAGAUGCACACUUCAAUGCACAACUGGUGAUUUCUGCUAAUGUUGAUUGCCUCAUUACCAUGACCCGUCACAGAUUUUCUCCCUAUAAGAUUUAGACUUGGAAAGAAAGGACUAUUUUGAAACAAUAGCUCUUAAGACAAACGUUCAUGGUAAGAUGUCCUGUGAGAAACAGUCCUUUCGUAGAUCACUUGUAUGGGAAUAGAAUGUUUUGGGUGCCGUCCAAAAAUCGGAGUUCUGCUCAUUGGUGGAACAUUGAAGGUUUGUUGGAGUUCUGGCCCUUGAUCAGUUAGGAGCGACGCAAUAUAGCAUACAGACAUCAGCCAAAUUUCAGUUGACUUGUAAACAUUGCAUGUGACUAAUCAUUUGUAAAAAUAAAUAAAAGCUUUGGAAAAUCAUUCAUACAAAAUAUUGGACUAGAAGGUUUUGGUCACUGGGAAAUGUGAGUCAACUUGCCUGAUUCAAGUGAUCAUCAAUGUGUACAUGUAACACUGUAUUAGUCUUUAGUCUCAUCAAUGGCUGUGGUCACCUGAACAAAAUGGCAAGCAUCAUUUCCAUCCCAUGCUACGGGCAUUAGUAUUCCUUGGGUUUUUUAUGUUUCAUUUUUAAUUUCAACAUUUCCACAAUUUUACCCAAAUGAACAAAACUGAAUCUUCAAUUUUGCUGCAGUUGAGAAAGGGAUUAAUAAGGAGAAAUGGUGAAAAUUGUGGAAAUGUUUUGUACAAAGGACCAGUUUUAUGUAAUCCAUUUAAGGUGUAGGCAAGCAACUUGGUGCUACUUUGCACCCAAAUAGUCUCUUUAUUUGUGCAAUCUUCCUCAUCAGUAGUUUCUUCCCCUGAAGUCAAACCGUUAUGGUUUGCAAAAGAGAAAUCACUGUUGCAGUUACAAACUAGUAUGUUGUGUUAUAAACAAGGGGAUGGCAUACCUUUGAUUUUUAAACUACCCAUUGUAUAUACAGUUCAAAGGGUUUGCUCUUUGCUCGUUGAUAAUUUUAGUGGAUUUUACCCUGCAAAGUGACUGUGGUUAUUCUGAUCUAAUAGUGUAUUGCUCAGUAUUUUAACACCAGUAUGAACUUCCCUAAAAAGGUGAUAAAAUAUGUAUGGGCUAUUGUCAUAUUGAUCAUUGUCGGCUUGUUGACAGUAGAUGGUGCAGAUACAUAUUGCAGAUAGACAUACCUAACAUAACUGUAAGCAUGGCUUCAGCUGCUGAAGGAAUGAUGGCAGUGGUUUGCAGGGUAAACUGCUGUUUGGGCCAAAAUGAAUUACAAUACAGUGACUCCAUUUGGUUACAAUUUCAUUUACACUAUUUUGAGAACUCCUAAAUGCAAUUGUAUAACUUAUGGUAUAAACUAUUGAACUGUCAAUUAACAUUGUAGUCCUCAAAAUAGUCACUAUAUUUAUUCUGUGAUGUUGGGUCAUAAGUAAAUAUAUAUAUUCUAUCAAUAAAAAAGAAGAAAGUUG
Messenger RNA from Haliotis rufescens (red abalone), 9331 nucleotides. RefSeq names its product fibronectin type-III domain-containing protein 3A-like. Gene Ontology annotation, molecular function: protein binding. The coding region runs from base 1425 to 4865 and encodes 1146 amino acids. The record is from RefSeq and is a predicted model, not a curated record. The transcript has 23 exons. NCBI's taxonomy places the organism in Eukaryota, Metazoa, Mollusca, Gastropoda, Lepetellida, Haliotidae.